Molecule: messenger RNA, 1377 nt
Organism: Diachasma alloeum
Lineage: Eukaryota; Metazoa; Arthropoda; Insecta; Hymenoptera; Braconidae
Product: pre-mRNA-splicing factor CWC22 homolog
Exons: 1
Coding region: 1-978 (325 amino acids)
Biological process (GO): rRNA base methylation
Cellular component (GO): nucleolus
Molecular function (GO): methyltransferase activity
Source: RefSeq, a predicted model, not a curated record
AUGGAUCGCCCUGACUUCGAAGACAAUCAAGGGAGAUGUGCCCCAGGUCGACUGAAGCGUCUCCAAUCAUUCCAAGUCCUCCUCCUCCGUCACGCACUACUCAACUUUCCAAAAGUCAAGAGAGUCAUCUACAGUACCUGUUCGAUGUACCCCGAAGAGAACGAAAUGGUUGUAGAUGAGGUCCUGGGAGACAUCGGGCAGGCCUAUAAACUAGUUUCUAUCAAAGAGUUGUUAAAAGAUCAAUGGAUAAACUUUAGCUCUAAAGACUACCAAUGCGGGGAAAAUUGCUUGUACGCUCGACCUGACGUUGACCAAAGCAAUGGGUUCUUCAUUGCAGUAUUCGAGAGACAUCCCGAAGUUCCUCUCCCUGAACAUCACAAGAAAAACAAAGUGAAUAGAAGGUCGACAAGUAAUAAUGGGGAAGAAACUGUGUUUGAAGACGAAACCGAUAACACUUGGAGAGACAAGAAAUGCAAGAAGAAGAGGAAGAGCAAGAGAGAUGAAGAUGUGGAUGAGGAUGAUCAUGUGAGGGCAAACAACAUUGAUGGCGGUUUAAAAAAGGUGAAAAUUUCUGAAGAUGAGAAGAUUGAAAACCAUCGAAGUCGACGGAAAUUCACAGAUGAUGAGAUUGAUAAGGAAAAACCAUUGAGUGAGGACAUAUCUGGAAAGAAACGUAAGAGGAAACAUAAGAAAGAUAUAGUACGAGACGGAAUGAAUAUCCGGGAUGCAGAAAAUAACUUGAAUAAUAAUGUGGAAACAGUGGAGGAAAUUGGAGAAUUUGAAACGGCGAAAAAGAAGAAGAAAAAGAAGAGAAAACACGAGGAAUCUCAGGUUGAUAGAAUGAAUGAAAAUCAGACGGAUGAGAAAUCCAUCGAAAUUAUUUGGAAUAAUUAUUCGGGAAGGGAUGAGGGUCAAGAGGCUGUGAAGAAAUCAAAGAAAAAGAAGAAAAAACAGGGAAGAAAAGAAAAGCAUCAGUAGAGGGUGAAUCCACUCUAGGCGAUACGAAUUCUUUACAUGAAGUCCAUGUAGAAGACAAUACGAAUAAUUCCGAAACAAGGGAUGAAACUCGAGCAUCCAAAAAGAAAAAGCAAAGGAAGAGGAAAUAAGAGGAAGAAUUGCCAGAGUUGGAGCUUAAUUUCAUUGCUUCAACGGAAACUUAGAAUUGAUGAGGAAAUAGUUGAACAUUUGCGGAAAACGAAGAUGAAGAAGAAGAAGAAAUGUAAAGUCAAUUCGAAUGAGGGAAUUGUGACUCUAUAAAUAUCGUACACUGAAUAAAAUUGUUUAUACUUUUGAAAAUAUAAUUAGUAUCCAUCCCAAAUAUUUUUACUAAUGACUAGUUUUACUAAUGUUGAUGCCCUUUCAUUAUGCCGUUUUUUC